Pyrus x bretschneideri (Chinese white pear) is the source of this 1877-nucleotide messenger RNA. RefSeq names its product arogenate dehydratase/prephenate dehydratase 1, chloroplastic. Bases 379 to 1566 code for a protein of 395 amino acids. Gene Ontology annotation, biological process: L-phenylalanine biosynthetic process. Gene Ontology annotation, cellular component: chloroplast; cytoplasm. Gene Ontology annotation, molecular function: arogenate dehydratase activity; prephenate dehydratase activity. The record is from RefSeq and is a predicted model, not a curated record. NCBI's taxonomy places the organism in Eukaryota, Viridiplantae, Streptophyta, Magnoliopsida, Rosales, Rosaceae. The transcript is spliced from 11 exons.
UGUUUUACCGGAGGCUGCGGGAGGCAGCGUGUGUCCAACAACAUUCUUGCUCACCUACCCUUGUAAACUCCUUUCCUCUCUAAUUUCUUCGCCCUGUCGGUCUCUCUCUCCCUUUCUCUCUCUAAAACCCUCGAAGUUCUAAACUUUUCAAUCCCAAAGGAUUUCUCUUUUCUUACAUGUUUCUCACUCUAACACAAUUUUGUGGGGUCCGUCACCAGCCACCAUUUUCAUCGACCUUGACAAUGUGCAUACGGGGCUUUAUCCAACAACCCCCUCACCAACCUCCUCUCUCAUGAGCCCGGAUUUGCCUUAAAGACUUGGUCUUUUUGCUAUUUGCAUUUCUGGGUUCAGUGCAAAUUUCAGCUGAUUGAUUCAUUGAUGGCUGCGAAGGCUGCAUCCAUCUGGGUUUGUGCUAAAACCCCUUAUUCUCAUCAGGGUGUCUCAGAUUUGAGCUCGAACCACUCUGAGUUGGCUUUGAAUUUGAAUUUCCGCAAAUGGGAGUGUUCUUGUUUGGCUGUUGCUUCCGCCCAGAGAGCUAUCACGCCGGUGGAAGAUGAGAAGCCGAGCCUUACCUGCGCCGCCGAGUCUUCAGGUGCAAUGGAACGGAUUGAGGACAAUAAGUCCAGGGAGUUUCACAAGGAUUUGAACCUUCUUCCUAAACCAUUGACAGCAAAUGACUUUUCUCCUCGUGACGGUUCAAAAGUGAGAGUUGCUUAUCAGGGGUUACCAGGGGCAUAUAGUGAGGCCGCUGCAGUAAAAGCUUAUCCGAAGUGUGAGACCGUCCCAUGUGACCAGUUUGAAGCUGCAUUCAAGGCAGUUGAACUUUGGUUGGUGGAUAAAGCAGUUCUUCCCAUUGAGAAUUCUGUAGGUGGAAGCAUCCACCGUAAUUAUGACUUACUACUUCACCACAGACUGCACAUAGUUGGAGAGGUACAAUUGCAAGUGAACCAUUGUCUCCUGGGAUUGCCUGGUGCAAGAAAAGAGGAACUAAAACGUGUUUUAAGCCAUUAUCAGGCUUUUGCUCAGUGUGAGAUGACGCUAAGCAGUUUGGGUAUCAUCAGAAUCAAUACCGAUGACAGUGCUCUGGCUGCACAGAUGGUAGCCUCAACUGGCCUACGAGAUACUGGUGCUGUUGCAAGUGCUCGAGCUGCAAAUAUUUAUGGGCUUGACAUUCUUGCAGAAAAAAUUCAAGAUGAUGACGAUAAUAUCACUCGCUUUUUGAUACUUGGAAGAGAACCGAUAAUUCCAGGGUCUGACCGGCCAUAUAAGACGAGCGUUGUUUUCACUCUUGAAGAAGGUCCUGGUGUACUAUUUAAAGCCUUAGCAGUUUUUGCUCUUAGGGGCAUUAACUUGACAAAGAUAGAGAGCCGCCCACAGAAGCAACGUCCUCUAAGGAUUGUGGAUGAUUCGAAUGAAGGGAGUGCCAAGUAUUUCGAUUACCUCUUUUACAUCGACUUUGAAGCUUCUAUGGCGGAUCCCCGUGCCCAAUAUGCGUUGGAACAUCUGAAGGAAUUUGCAAGGUUUCUUCGUGUCCUUGGUUGCUACCCAAAGGGCACGAUUCCGUAGAAGGCAGUCGUUUCUUGGGCUCAAUUCCGGACAUGCGAACACAGAUCAAGCUUCAAAUGCUGUAUAUAUCUGAAAUUGUGGGCGCUGAAGCCGCAAGCACAGAUCAAACUUCAACGAGGAGACAAAUCCUCGCAAAGCUUCAACAUUUUUCUUUCCUUUUCGACCAUGUAUCAUUCUUUAUUUCCUCCGAACGGGGGUUUUUACUGUUUCUGGACUGUCGUGAUAUCUGGAUACAACAUACACCCAAAGUACAAUCUGUGAACAACACCGCAGGAUUUAUGAAAUACUGAGAUUUGUGUGUUAAGAUUAAA